Messenger RNA from Solea senegalensis (Senegalese sole), 3829 nucleotides. It is a transcript of the gene cracr2aa, whose product is annotated as calcium release activated channel regulator 2Aa. Gene Ontology annotation, molecular function: calcium ion binding; GTP binding; GTPase activity. The record is from RefSeq and is a predicted model, not a curated record. The coding region runs from base 327 to 2504 and encodes 725 amino acids. NCBI's taxonomy places the organism in Eukaryota, Metazoa, Chordata, Actinopteri, Pleuronectiformes, Soleidae. The transcript is spliced from 18 exons.
GUUUGCUCCGUCAGCGCUCAGUCAAAUUCCUGCACUCACUACUGUGACACUGAAAACUGUCAACUUCACGUCAAGCGGGAUAAGUCGACACAAUGAGUUAAUGAAGUCCUUCAAAGUGAAUGUCUCUCUUCACUCACAGGUAUCAUCGACUAAUUAAAGAGGUGGUUGCUAAGAGAUGACAGCCUGUGACAUUGGUGAAAGCUUCUGAUGUACAGCAGCCUGAAGCUCAGUGGGAUCUCUUUUCUCCACACCUCUGUCUGUACAUCACCCAUCACUCAUGUGACGGACGCAGGAAACACUCUUGUAUCAACAGACUCACAAACACCAUGGAAGCUUUUGCUCGUGCUCCCUGUGCCAGCAACGACGCCACAGCCAGCACUGUGGCCCGAACUGUAUGGCAAAGGCAAGGAGUUGGCACUGAAGAGGGGAAAUGCGAGAAGAACGGGAACAUGGGACAAAACACAAUCCUGGAGAAAACCCAUGACUUCUUCCAGAUGUGUGACAUCGAAAACAAGGGCUUCAUCACCCGGCGUGACAUGCAGAGGCUGAAUGGCGAGCUGCCUCUCAGUGCAGAGGAGCUGGAGAACGUAUUCGAUACCCUUGAUUCUGACAGCAACGGAUACCUUACCCUCAAUGAGUUCUCCUCAGGCUUUUGUGCGUUUUUAUCUGGCCAGAAGGUCUCUGUAGAGCAAGACAUGGCAGACAAGAAACCUGCCAAGUGCCCACCUGAGGUCCUUUACCAGACCCACUGGGAGGAGAGUCUGGAAAAAGAAGAUGAGGAUGAAGAAGAGAAACACUUCAGCAUGCUAAUGGGGAGCCUUGGAGCCAACAACAUAUUUGAAGAUCCAGCAGAGGUGCGCAGUUUAUGGGCCCAGCUGCGCCGCGAUGAACCACAUCUUUUAUCUAAUUUUGAGGACUUCUUGGCCCGAGUGUCAUCCCAAAUCAAAGAGGCUAACCAGGAAAAGAGGGAGAUGGAGAGUGCUCUCAUAAGAAAAGCAGCAACACAUGAUGAUGAGAUCCAACGCCUGUAUGAAGAAAUGGAGCAGCAAAUAAAAAACGAAAAAGACAAAAUUGUGCUACAGGACUAUGAACGUUUUUUGUCACUGAGUCAAGACCUGGAGCUGCAGCUGUCCAGCAAAGAGAAAGAGCUGGAACAACUCUCCCAGAAACAGAGAAGGUUGGAGCGUCAGUGCAACGACCUUCACAGCGAACAACAUGUGACCAAGGUGGAGAACGUGAAGCUGAAGCAGACAAAUGAUGAGUUGGCACAGGAGCUGGAGCACACCAGCCAAGAGCUCAUCUUGGCACAGGAGCAGCUGAGUCUGCUGCAGGAACAGUCGUCAAGGCUCCACGAAGAGAAGGAAAUGGACAUUUACAGACUGACUGAGGGACUUCAGCGAGAGCGAGCAAGCCUCCUCAAACAACUGGACCUGUUGAGGGAAAUGAACAAACAUUUAAGGGAUGAAAGGGACAUUUGUUAUCAGAAUCCAAAGAACUGUAAAACAACACCAAGUAUGAAGCAGAGGCCUUUAUACGGUGUUGUGAAACAAAUGAACACAAAUGUCUUCAAAAGCAGUGGCGAUGAGGAGGAGCUGAUCCCCAGCUCUGUGAGGCAGAACAUAGCCAAUGGGUCGUACCAGCCCUCCUGCCUGGCAGAGAGAAGAGGACAACUCCAGAGAAUUAUCUCCAUCGAAGAAGACCAUCUCCCACACUUGCUCCACAAUGACCGUCAAGUUCAAACCGCUCUUCCAGAGUGCAGUGAAGGAGAGGAAGCCUCCGACAGUGAGGAGAACAUGGACUUGGUGAUGAGUGAUAUUUACCCGUGUUCAAGUGAAAAUGUGGAGGACAGGGAAACACCCACUUCGCCAAGGGUUCAGCCUGUUGGUAAAGAGACGAGUGUCAAUCCGGAGGAAAUCGGUCCCUCCGCUCCCGACCGGCUCUUCAAGAUCGUCUUGGUGGGAAACUCCAACGUAGGAAAGACGUCCCUCCUUCAACGAUUUUGUGAUGACUGUUUUCAUGCUGGCACAUCUGCCACUGUGGGUGUAGACUUCAGUGUUAAGACAAUAACAGUGGACAACAGCCAGGUGGCACUGCAGUUGUGGGAUACAGCAGGACAGGAAAGGUAUCGAAGCAUCACCAAGCAAUUUUUUCGCAAGGUCGAUGGCGUGGUCGUGAUGUAUGACGUUACAUCAGAGCAGAGCUUCACUGCUGUCAGACAGUGGCUGACGAGUGUCAAGGAGGGGGCAGGUGAGGACAUCCCUAUUAUGCUUUUGGGAAACAAGACAGACAAGGACGCCGAGAGACAAGUUCAGAGAGCACUCGGUGAAAGACUUGCCAAGGAAUGCCAGAUGACUUUCUAUGAGUGCAGUGCAUGCUCUGGACACAACGUGGGGGAGUCCAUGGUUCAUUUAGCCAGAGCCCUGAAGGAACAAGAGGACAAAGACAAGGAGAAGACCGUGGAGCUGCUCAGCAGUCCUUUGGAGAAGAAGAGAUCCUGCUGCUAACAGUUAAACAGUAAACGCACACAGUGACACUACCCUACACUGCUAUGAUACACAGUGUAUUCGUAUGUAUGUCCACAGGAAACAUUAUUUAAAAUCUCGGCACAACUGCUUUCCACUUUUCUCUUUUAAUAAUCUGGUUAAACUCGACAACAAAAUACUGUAUAUCCUGUCAUGUGUCACGAAUGUUAUUGCACUUUUAUAGUCAUGUACUAUAUAUGAUUCCUUGGGUAGUAGUUGCAGCUGAAACCCCAAAUGUAUUUUAACUGAGUUAUAGGAAAAUAAUAUUUUUAAUAACAAUGUAGGAAAUGUUCAAAUGUUCCUUUGAGAGUAAAAUAUGAACAAAACAAUAUAUUUUUUGUUAUUUAAAGACUGGUUAAUUGCUCUGAGCGUAACUCAAAUUUUUAUUCCUCCUCCAAAGGCCUUUUAUCUGUCACGUGGGCGUUUUACUUUACAUCUUCAGUCAAUGUUAUGUGUUGCCUAAUGUUUUUUUUAGCCCGUUUUGCUUCUUCAGCUUUUUUUUUUUUAAUUUACAGUUAAAUACUUCAGCAGUCACAUGAACACACUUGUGAUGUGUAGUCUUUGUUCACAUUAUCUCGGAGAGGUGUUCUUCUGUCGGUGGUUUGUGUCACAGUAGAAUCUUGUACCGGUGUCUCAGCUUCCUCACCUGUGGGAAAAUUCACUAUAGCUUAAAUAAACAAAAAAUUACUAUGGCGUUAAAAUGCAAAUCACAAGCUUCAAAAGUAGCAUUUCCUCCCGGGGGUGUUGUGUUUAAUAACAUUAUUUUUGACACUUCAUAUAAAUGUCCAUCAAGUCAUUUUGUGUAAUUGUUGUACAUGAGCAUUGAUUACACAAAAUAUUGAUUUCAUGUCAUGUCAAUCUGCCUCAGUGCCAAGUAUUUUAUGAAAAAAGUGAAAUAGUGUCACUGUACCUGUAAGUUGUUUUGUGUUAUAUGUGUGUCAUAGAAACAUUAUAGUAUGAGAGAGAGAGAGAGAAUGAUAGUAUGUGGUUAAAUAUUCAGAUUUUGCCACUCUCUAUUGCACUAUAGCCACUAAUAGUGCUUCACUACCGCCAGUACCUUGCACAUAAUCUUCAUUACUGUUCGACUGAGUGUGAUGUAAAUAUCGUAAAAACAAAUGAAUAAAUAUUUGUUUAUGUGAGUAUUAAUUAUAUGAAAAACACUUGGUGUUGCAUCCACUUCUUCCUAGUAAAGUAAGUCACACAGAGAAUAGUUUCAACAUUGAUGUUUACUCAGUUUUGAAGUCAAUAGUAUGACUUAUGACAAUAUGUAAAAUGACAUUUAACUGAAAUAAAACAUGUGGAAUUAA